GAAUGUUGACAUGUGACCACCUAGUUCCUCCGGAUCGGUACAACGAUAGAGUGGAGGAGCAUUUACGACUUACCGGAUUUUAUCAUGUAUCUCAAAUUGGGGUAGUCCAAUGUCAAAAGGCACUGGUGAAUGCUCUAAUCGAGCGGUGGCACCCUGACACACAUACGUUUCACCUUUCCAUUGGUGAAUGUGCCGUGACUCUUGAAGAUGUGGCUCUAAUUCUUGGUCUUCCGACGGACGGUCUUCUAGUUACAGGGAUGACAAUGAGUAGCUUUGAAGCCUUGGAGGCGGAGUGUUUGCUUCAAUUUGGAGUUGCACCGCGUAAGUCGGACUGUAGAGGUAGCUGCAUAAAAUUGACCUAUUUGCGGGAUCUAAAAGAAAAUUUAGAGUUGACUGAUGAAAUCAGUAUACAGAGGUAUAUGAGGUGCCACAUUAUGUUGCUGAUCGGGACGAUCUUGUUUGGGGAUAAGUCUGGGGCAGGUGUGCACUGGAAAUUUCUACCCUUGCUUCGUAAUUUUGUCAGUAUUGGACAGUAUAGUUGGGGAGCGGCAUGCCUAGCACACCUUUACAGGGCGUUAUGCAGGGCAUCUCGCUUUAACUGUAAGGAAAUAGAUGGUCCACUAACACUUCUACUCGGUUGGGCUUGGAUCCGACUGCCAUAUCUAUCGCCGCUUCCUAAGGAACCCCGCAGUUUUCCGCUAGCAAACAGGUGGCGUAACUGGGAGCGUGGUGACCGACGAUAUAGAUAUCUGAAUCUAGCUCACUUUAGGAAGGCAUUUGAUGAACUUCAGGAAGGGCAGGUGUGUUUUAAUUAAAGAAGUAUUAGUUUUCGAUUUAGGGUCUGGGACAUAAUUAUAAAGCAUUGUUAUUGUUAUUGGUAUUGUGGGUUGUAAUAAUGAGUUUCGUUUAUUUUUUCCAGUUUGUUUGGGUUGCUUAUGCUGUGGAUCGCGUGGAUCCGAACAUCAUUCUUGCUGAAAUCUACAUGUAUUCUGGAAACUCCGGAACAUACAUGGCUUCCAACUCCAAAACUCGCAUGAAUGAUGGCUCCCAAACGGCAUAUCAUUUGCGAGUGCAUUUGCGAGUGCAUUUCCGUCACCUUGAUCUUCAUCUCCAUCUGGACCAACACAUUCGUAGUUGCUUUCGAACUCUUCUUCACUGUCACUAUUAUAAUCUUCCCGUAGAAUAUUCCGAUCGGCCUCAGAUUGUUCAAACUCAACAUACAACUCGAUGAACGAGAUCUGAGCCCGAUUUUCAAUAUAUAUUGAAAACAUCUCUUGCAUGCUCGCUUCGUCCGUCACAUAUCUUGUUUGAAACUGGACGAAGCCACCAAACACCAGUAUGAGAUAUCUGUAUAGAAUACAGGAUAUUUUUCUUACCCUCUCAGAAUCAAUCUUUUCACAGAUCACACUUUUGUGCUCUUCAAAUGAGAUGAUAAAAGGAAUAACAUCUAGUGGAUUUUUACAAAUAAACUUUACUCCUUCAGACGUUUGUAGCAAAAUCUGACCAAAAUAAUACACUUUUAGUAACACUAUGUCACUCAUUUCUCUCGAUCACCAAAAAAGGAGCAUAACCUUAGCUAUUAAAUUCUCUGGUUCAAAAUAAGUAAGGAAGAAACCCAAAAAGAAGAACCAGAGGAAGCAGUCGUUGAAGAGGGGAAGAAGACGCGAGUAAGCUACCACCAACAACUGCACACUUUUAUAUAACCCUCUCUAUUCAACUCAGACUCUUCGACUAGGUUAACCUGAUUCAAAAUAAUAUUAAAAAACGAAAUCGAACCAUGCGUUUUUAUGUGCGGUUCGUAUAAAAAAUUGCCAAGCUUAGCCAAAACGGAGAGUCCGAGUUCAGCCUUUCUGAAUUCACAUUCUCAACAUGCAACUCGGACCAUGCGAGUUGAAGUACCAUUCCUUAUAGUAAAAAAUCCGGCUCAAAUAACACGGAAGAUCCGAUUUAUACCGUCCAAAAUUUAAUUCAUUUCUCCUCCCAAAUCAGACCAUGCGAUUUGAUGGAAAAAAGUUAAAAAACGAAGAACUCGCACAGUCCGAGUUCUUCUACCUCAUACUGACAAAAACUUGUCCCAUAUAUAUAUCUAGUCCCCUUAAAUCCAUAUCGAAGAAUAGCACACAUAUGCCUUCCAUUUCCAUAAAAUUGAGCCCAUCAAAAUACAUGUUCCCAAACUAUCACUAUUACAAGUAAAUCUAAGAGAAAAUAAAGAUCAUCAUUAUAA
Messenger RNA from Arachis ipaensis, 2224 nucleotides. The record is from RefSeq and is a predicted model, not a curated record. NCBI's taxonomy places the organism in Eukaryota, Viridiplantae, Streptophyta, Magnoliopsida, Fabales, Fabaceae.